Messenger RNA from Cylicocyclus nassatus, 2365 nucleotides. The record is from the annotation of a GenBank genome assembly. Lineage: Eukaryota; Metazoa; Nematoda; Chromadorea; Rhabditida; Strongylidae.
AUGCGGCUGGCCGCAGAGAGCUGCUAUCAAAUGAUUGCAAAUUGCAUCUUUGCGGAUUUGUACUCUCCCAGCAAUAAAUUCUGUAAAAUGCCACGUAAACGUAAGGGAAAAUGUCGACAAAUGUAUAGAUACGACGAGGAAAAUGGAUUGCUUGAGGAGAUUGCGAAAGUAACUUCUCCACCCGGUAAAGUCAAACUUGUCAAUCAUUAUGUGCGACCAACCGAGCCCAUUGCUGUUACUGAUUGGAAGUCUGUAAAUCGCACAUAUUGCGUUGUAUGCAGAGAAGGAGGAGAAUUGCUUUGCUGCGACGCAUGCCCUGCUUCGUUCCAUCUUUUAUGUCAUGAACCAGUCAUUCGGCGAGAAGCGAUACCUCGCGGUCGUUGGCUCUGUAACAGAUGCCACCAUUCUGGAAGCAGCAUCACACGCAAACGAAAUAGAGCUUCAACAUUGACAGAGGAUGAGCACAGACUUCUGGAAAUGAACAAGAUUUUCUGUAGUAGAGAGAUUAGGAAUACUGUGGCUUUCUACUUAGCUCUUUCUACCUCAUUGACGAGCUGUAACGCACGUCAGUUCGAACUUCCCGCUUCCUUACGUAAUGACGGGCUUUUACCUUAUCGCGGUCUUGCUCAACCUCGUUACAUCGUUGUGAAUGAACCAUGCACGGUUUGUAAGGGGUUAGGAGAAGAUUCUCUGAAGAUUCGUUGCGACUUUUGCCGCUACGUUUACCAUCUGGACUGUCUGCGACCCCCCUUAUGUUGUCCACCAUCAGAGACUUGGAUGUGUCCAAAUCACGUGGAACCCGUUGUGGAAUCGAAGUUACUGACUUCCAUAAGUGUAACGGAACGGCGGCAUCUGUGGGCAAAAUACGCUAGGCAAAGAGUUGAUGAGCAUUUCGUGCGCAUGAGUUUUUUGCACAAGAUCCACAAAUCAUCUGAUGAGCAGAUCACUGCAAAUGUCCAAACCUCAAAUGCAUGCGAGAAAAACCGUGACAGUCCCUUGGAAUAUCACACUUCGCUUGAAGUUGACGACAAGCCUACAACUAGCACAUACAAUGAUGAACCAUCAGUGCUCGUGGCUGAGCGACCUGGUAUCCGACGUGAUCGCGAGUGGAUGUGCGAACGGCCACCUAGCACAAGUCUCAAUUACCGCGAACAAUCUCCUCCGAAUAGGCCCAGCUUGCAAGACGACAAAGCUCGAUCUUCCACCUCAACUAUACCACUGCAUGCUUGUAUAGAUACGGCACCAUUCUGCUCAGCUGUAUUACCUUUGUCAACUCGAGGAUUUUGCUCGAACUCUCGAUCUCUGGAUCGGACUUACACUGUUAUGGUUCCAGCAUCUGGCUGUAACGCAUCCGAUCUCAAUGAGGAGCUUCAGUUUAUUCAUGUUGACUUUGCGCUUGACGAAGACAAUUGUUCUUUUGAUUGUCGUUCCUAUUGUACGUGCGAGGAUGUGUGCCAUCGUCGAAUUCGCGGCAAUGCUGAAAAUUCGCUUACCAAAUCGGAUGAUGCGGCACCUCAGUUUAUUAGAACUGCUGCUGAAAAUGAUCUCAAUGAGGAGUAUGAAUCAACGAAGUGCGGUUCGCCUAUGGACAUCGCGCAGAUAGAGACCCCAUCGAUGCCGAUUCGCGGGUCUGUACUAAGAGCUUUGUUGGAAAGCCCCGAUGGAUCUGCUGUAGAACAUGCGUCCAAAAACAAGUCCAUGGUUAUGACGCGCAUGCGUCGAUCGAGGGCACCCGUAAUUAAAUCGCCAUUGUAAUGUGAUUUAUGAGUUCGCUAAGCGUAUAACCGCAUCUUUUUUCUCUUCGUUGCGCGUAUUUUAGGUUCUGCGCAUAUGCAUUCCAAAAACGUGCUUACCACAUACCCAGUAUACUGUACAAACCAUAAACAUUUCACCAUCUCUAGUCAUACGCCUGACGUGAGCAUUGUAAAAACUUAGUGCAACUGGUUUGUGAUUUGGUGUCUGCGCGCUCAUAGCUGUGUUGAAUUCUCAAUUUUACAGCCAAGAAUAGGUCAUGCUGGUAUUGCAUUAGGCGUAUGCGUGGAAAAAACGCAUUUGUUAAUGUUGUUAAUACGGCGCACUAGGCAAAGAGUAUAAAUUGUACAUAAGUGCCUUAUUCUACGUCUAAGGUGUAGAGAUAUUCUAGCCUAAUAGGCUGAUGUUGUAUACUCUGUGUAACUAUCGAGUUAUCAUAAUCCGGUAAAAACUGCCUUUAUGGAUUUUAAGGGAACAUUCAACUUUCAUGUGUCAUUCUCAUAUCAAUCGGGUCAUUCCUUAUUUGUAUCCACGUAUCUCACAUUUUUUUUGGUGUUAUAAGAUUUGACAAAUAUUAUUUUUCAUACAAUUGUAAUAAAUCUUCGAUUGACUC